This is a messenger RNA of Lingula anatina, 4317 nucleotides long. RefSeq lists its product as uncharacterized. Gene Ontology annotation, biological process: regulation of RNA splicing. The record is from RefSeq and is a predicted model, not a curated record. Gene Ontology annotation, cellular component: nucleus; cytoplasm. Gene Ontology annotation, molecular function: protein binding. NCBI's taxonomy places the organism in Eukaryota, Metazoa, Brachiopoda, Lingulata, Lingulida, Lingulidae.
UUCAAAUAACACUGAUAUAACAUUUGAAGGAGGUAAAUUCAGUGAGCUCUAAAAUUUUUGAGUUAACAACCUGAAGACUUCAUCCAUUGAUUAUAGAUUAUGUAAUCCUCUGUGAGCUAUGACACAUGACCAUUUGUAAGGAUGGAUGUGGACCAGCCCAUUGAAAGGGGGAUGAUCUAUACGCCUUUAUUCAGGUGCAAAUACUCUAUGCUAAUCUGCGCAUACCAGAACCUAAAGAAUGCGAGAAAUUGAGUUAGCUCUUGCUUGACCUGCUGUGGGGCAUGUCUUAGUGAGCAGAGUGCUGCGCUGACAGGAACAUGGUGACAGUAUACUAAGGACUAAGAAGAUGCAUAUGCCCACUUUUCACUGAUAUUUCAAGGAUGAUAAUGAAACAAACCAUGAGGAUUACUUAUUUUUGCUUUCUACUGUUACUGGUUGGAGUCCGGGCCCAGGGUGGUGGUGCCGCCUGCCCAAAUUUAGGAGGAGUUGUAGCAGGUUGCAUCAUUGGCACUGCGGUUCUAUGCGCUGUCAUAGCUGUAGUGGUAUUUUUACUAUGGAGAAGGAGACUUCAUUCUGAUGGAGGAAAGUCCAAAGUUGGAGAAGAUCAUGCUUAUGAGAAUGCAGCAUAUCAAAAUGAUGAGAGUGUUCUGGAAAAGAAAGGAGAUGUUGAAGAAGCUUUACCUGUUGGAUAUGUGAUGUGUGCAGAGUAUACUAGCCCCAACAAAAACAAACCUAAAGCAGCUCCAAUUUUCUCUUUGAAAAGAGAGCAGUCCCAGCCAAAGUCUUGGUCAUCGCUUCCUAGAAAUCCUUUUACUAGUCUUGACGAGAGUUAUAGAAAAGGUUCAAGGGCAUCACUAGAUGACAAUAUAUUCAAUGGAGAGACGGAGGUGGUGAGUGUAUCCCUGCAGAGCAAGGACAUCAUUGGGCUUGGGUUCAACGUUGCUGGCAGCAUGCGUGAUGGCAUUUUCAUCAGUCAGGUGCACAACAGAGGCCCUGCCAGUGAAUCAGGAAAAAUUAAAGUUGGUGACCGCAUAGUCAGUGUGACCAUCUCCUUUGAGAACAUGGUGUAUGAGGAUGCACUAACCAUCCUCAGUUAUGCCUCGCCAUACCCAGUCCAAGUCCAGCUUCAGAAAUCCAAGCCAACAAAAUCAGGGGCAUUACAAGUGAGGAGAACCCCCUCCCAGAGCAGCUUGCCCAACCUGCACCACCCACUGUACAGAAGCCAGUCCCUUGACGAUUUGAGUCGGAUUAUGAAGGACAGUCAGCCACUGAAGACACGUAGAGCUUUCAGUGAAAAUCGGAAAGCUAAUCAGGCACUCAAACAGGGAUCAUUAAAAUCGGGUCGUGAGAUGACAUGGGAAACGAAUAUGAACAGGCCAGUGCUAGAACUUGAUGAAGAUUCAAAGUGGGAAAAUGUGAGAGAACCCAAUAUAUUCGGUGAUGAGCAAGUCAUUGAUUUAACAGAUGGGAAGAGUGAAAUAUUCAAAGAAAAACAUAAAUUUGUUGAACAUGACAAAACUGAAGUACAAGCUACUAUUGAAAUGACAGAAUUACAGAAAGAAUCUGCAUACAACCUGGAGGCAGUUCAUCCAGUGGACAACAAAGUAGACGCUGGUGACAAAAGUUUUGAGGAAGUUGACAUUGAUAGUCCAGAAAGCACACAAGAGGAACUAACUUCUCCGUACAGUCAGUUAACGGAACAAGAUAGGAAUGAGCUUAUUCGUCUGAGUUACGAAGAUUCUGCCCCUCCAGUUGUAGAGAAUUCAUCGUAUCAUCAGCAACCUGAAGUAACCCCUGAUGAGGACCAACCAGUUGUGAAGUCACAGUUGGUGGUUAGGCUGUCAUCGCCAAAGAAACAGGAUGAUAGUGGAGUCAAGGAGCGAAAGUCAUCAACAUCUUCCAGUAGCUCUUCAGAAAAAGAAGAAGAGAGAGAAGAAGAUUCAGAAAGCAAAAGAGAAGAUGGAGCAGGAGGUGAAAGUAGUAAUGAAGAGGAGGAAGAACAGUCAGAGAGUUCUGAUGCUCCACCGGCAAAACUAUCCAGGUAUGCCGACAUAUAUAAUCUUGCAGAGAUUGAUGACAUGGACAAGACGGAAAUGAUCCUUCAUGAAGAAGCAAGCAGCAUGACAACAGAAAGUCAACAGGGCUCAAUUUCAUCUGCUGAACCCAGUCGCUCUCAAUCCAUAACAGACAUAGAAGCCGAAGUACAGGCCGAAAUGCAGACACCCAUCCCACUGGAUGAGGAAGAUGCCAAUACUGAUGACCCUGCCCCAGGAACCAUUGAAGAAGACUGUAAAGAAAACAUUGAAGCAACAAUCCCUGACAAAGACUCUGUGCAUAACUGCUCAAUUAAACUCAUGUCUGAUGAGGAAAAGGUGCAAGCAUUCCUGACAAAUGAAAAUCCAGAUCCUAAAUUGUUAUUCAAUGAGAGUUUAGUCAAUGACUCCCCUCCAAAUGACCAUCACAGCCAGUCCUCAGACUCUGAUAAUACUCCCACCCCCGAAACUGCCCAGGAAUUUAACUAUGAGAUUAAUGGGGAAGAGAGUGAGGAGCACUCUGACCAAAGCGGACGUAGUAGUCCAAAAUUUCUUAUCGAUGAAGAUGAGGUGAUUCAUGCGGUGCCUGCUCAGGCAAUUCUGGAUGAAUCGGAGGAAGAAGCCGCAGACAGUGCAGUCAGUGAAGGUGCUUUUGUCAUUGACGUCAGUGAGCAGGAUUUUACGGACAAUAACACUGGCCUCACUGUGCCCGAGACGGCAUUCACCAUUGACCAAAGUACCUCAGAUCAACAGGACACUAGUAGUAGUUCAUCGUCCUCAUCCGAGGAUGAGGGCACUUGUUCUCCAAACACCAGUCAGUUUACAAUAGUUUUGAAUGGUGAUGAACAGAGUAGUAGUUAUGGCACGUCUCCCGAAGCAUCACCAACCAAACCGAGCUUUAUCAUUGACAAUGACACUCAGACUCAAGAACAACUUAUGAACAUGAGGAAUAAUGAGGAGAAUCCAUUUGGGAACAAUAUUACUAUGGUUGCCACACAGCAGUAUAGUCCAGAUGCUUUCACUAUAACACUCAACACUGAUGAGUGAAAAUGAUAUUAUUGUCAUGUUUUAAAGAAUGAGACUAUGGCUUUCUUAUGUUGUGCAUAUUAUGAAUAUCAUUUAAACCAUUCUUAUGUCUUAUUAUCAUUAAUUUUGAUAGAUGUCAGUUUCGUGGUAACUAUUUAAAUUGAAAACAUUUUAUUGUCACUAUUUUAUAAGAUAGAAUGUCAAUUGUAGCCUUCAUAGUUGUAGUUUCUAACAAUUUCUGACAGAGAAAUUUUAAUGCAUUUAUUUGAUUAAUAUUGUAUGUACAUGUAAAUAUAUUUUAAGACUUACAAGCAUUAAUCUAUGUUAAAGCAGUCAAAUGACAUCAAAAUAAGUGUACAGCUGCUUCAGCUCACUUAUCAGUUGUAAAUAAAACUUAGUAUUUAGUACUGUAGAUGUAAAUCUAAUAUGUUAUUUAUCAGUUUUAUAGAAACUGUAACGUGUCCUAUAGUUAGUGUUAAUGGGUGUAGACUGGAUAUCUAUCUACAAUAUAAAAGUAGAUAAGUUAUGUUUAUUAUCAGUUGUCCAUUAGUUUAUAUUUUAAUGGAUCAGAGUAUGCUAGGAUAAGAUCAAUUAUGACUUUACCAUUGUGUUCCUGAUAUGGACAUUGCAUGUUGCAAACAGUAUUACUUCUCACCGUGAUGACCUCAGUUAGACAUUAGUUACAGCUUUAAAAUAUAAAAAAUAAAAGAAGGCAGUGAUUACUCCAAGCAUAUAUCCCCCCCCCUCAGACACUUAAAAAUUUCCCCCACAUUGUUGUGAAAAGUCAUGAAUUGAAUAAUUUACCUAUAGUUGUAUAAACAAUUAACUUUUAUAAAUUAAUAUGAAUAUAUGUCAAACAUAUUUAAUCAAAAUAUGAUAGUUCAUUUGAAGUGGACUUGGAGUCCAAUAUUUGUAAAAUUCCCCAUCUAGUGUAUAUCUUUUAAUGUACAAGAAUUCUUGUAUUUUGUAAACCAUGGUUACUGACAAAUAAUACUACUCAGGUAUAAGUAACAUAAUAUGCAAAUGCUCACAGGUGUAUUAUUAUAAAUGUUGUAUAUAUUUUUCACAUUUUCAGAUGAUAAUGAAUGUUCCAGACCUCCAGAUCAUAAAUUCCGAGUUCACUUAGUGAGUUUGGCUAGCAUAUACAUAUCACUAUUGUUUUUUCUUCAAGCAGUUCUUUUUCAAACCUCCACAAUGUUGUAGUAACAAUAUGCAGUAUAUUAUGAUUAAUAAAGCCUAUGAAUUAAUAUAAACUGAA